AAUCCGGCAGCGACGUCGGACGCUGCAUGAGUCACGUGUUUCGCGCCAUUUCGCGGUUUUAUUUGGAGGUUGUCCUUCCCACUCUAACUUGUGGGUACGCGAUCAGCUGUCUCGCGCAAUUAUGUAGACUGUCAAGAAAGUGCCAUGAAUUAUUAUUAAUACUUAAUUGAGAACUGUUAUUCAUAUUCAAUGAACGUCUUCUUUAUAAGAUAUUAUGGGCAGUGAGGACUUCAGAACCAGAUAAGGAUGCCGGUUCUACGGAACGCUGACCACCCGGCUGCCAGUGCUACAGAUUCUGUGUACGCCCGAUACCUAGUGGCUGUGCUGGGCGCCUGGGCGGCAGAAGCCGCUACUUACCCCUUUGAUUUGACAAAGACAAGGCUUCAGAUACAAUCCGAGGUUGCUGCUGCUAAGCAUGGAUUCAAGCUGGAAAAUCAUGGAAUGAUAAAAACAGCGGUUGGAAUAGCGAAGCAUGAAGGUGUUUUAAAGCUAUGGAGUGGACUUAUGCCGAUGUUCCAGCGUCACGCCAUCUACUCUGGAAGUAGGCUCAUCAUCUACGAACAGUUCAGAGGCUAUUGUAAGGAUGAGAAUGGAAAAGUGUCUCUUGGUGCUGCUUCUGUGGGUGGGUUGGCGGCGGGGUCCCUUGCCCAGCUGAUCGCAUCGCCAACAGACUUGGUAAAGAUCCAGAUGCAAGCUGAAGGCAGAAGGAUACUGCAGGGAAAACCUCCACGAUUCAGUAACUGCAGACAGGUGUACGUGAUGCUUUAUGCAGAGAGCGGAAUAACAGGGUUUUGGAGAGGCGCGAUUCCAAACGUGCAACGAGCAGCCCUCGUGAACAUGGGUGACCUGGCGGCCUACGACCUUACAAAGCAGUUUCUGAUCCGAGAGUGCGGCAUGGCGGACACCGCACUGGUGCACAGCGCCGCAGCGUUCACGGCCGGAUUUGUCGCUGCUGUCGUGGGCACACCGGCCGACGUGCUAAAGACCAGACUUAUGAACCAACCGGUGGGGCCUGAUGGGAGGGGCACGUUGUACCGCGGGAUGAUCGAUUGCCUGCAACAAUCUGUCAGGAACGAGGGUUUAUUAUCGCUUUACAAGGGGUUCUUGCCUUUGUGGAUGAGAUUGGGCCCUUGGGCGCUUAUCAACUGGAUUGCUUUUGAAAAUAUUAUGCUUGCUAUUGGAGGACAUACAUUUUAGCCGAUGUUGUAUUAACGAUUGUUUUGGGAGAUAGUUACAUUAUCUAAUAUUAUUUAUUAUGAGUGUAUUUAUAUAAUACCAACCAUCUAGGUUUGCCAUCGUACCUACUCUAAAAUUGACUAUUGUACUCUAUUUCAUGUUGGUGAUUUGCAUAUGCAUAGGCAUUAAUAUGACAUAUAAUACUGUCUUUUUACAAAUAUUAUUUUUAGCCAUAAAACUUGGCGGUAUCUACACGCAGUAAAAUAUUGUGAUUUAAUUUCUUGUAGCAAAAGGUUUUUCAAUUUUUUAUUUCAAUCAAUCUAUCCUCUUUAUUUAGUUUCUCUGAUAGUAGACAUACUCUACAUCUUCCAGAGAAAGUUGGCAACCCUACAACCACCUAGUAACUUUUGUUAUUUAGUAAGUAGUAGUAGCUCUACAGCCUACCUAAUUAUAAAUUGUGACAACAAAAUAUUGUGAUUUUAUGUGGAAAGAUAUGCAAUAUUGCCUGCCUACUAUUUUAAUUAGCAAUGUUUGUAGGUAGGUAUUUAUUGUACUUAUUUAGAAGUGCGUUUUAACGUGCUAAUUAAGUUGUGAAUGGAUGUGCACCCAAUGUAUCCAACAAAUUAUAUAUGUAUAGGUAAUCAGAGAAAAGACAAUUUAAAUGCAUCAUAAUUAGUAAUUACCUAGUAACUAAAUUAUGUAGGUAUGUUAUUUGCAGUUCAAUCAUUCUUGUUGCUAAUGUAAACAUUGCUCAAACUAGAUUCUUAUUUUGUGAAUUUAGAGGUAUUUGCAAUUUUGUAUCUUGCAAUAGAGAAGAUCACUGUGAUAGUUAGGUAUGUAACUGUAAAUUUUAUGCCCCAAAAUUUUAAGCUUUAUUUAGAGAGCAGGUAGGUACCUAUUAUUCACAACCUGGUUUUUAGAAUAGAGUAGGUACCUACAAAUAAUACCUACCUAUGUCUUGGUAGUGGUUUACAAGCAAAAGGAUAGGAUUUUUUAAUAUUUUGCUGUACAUUCGAUAACUACGAAACAUUAUUAUGUCAAGAAUAAAAUUUAGGAUAAUUCGUAUGAUGUAGGAAGUAAUUACUUAUGUACUUAUUGCAGAUUCGAAAGGGUAUGAAUGUUUUAAAAGUUUUUUAGUAAAUUUAUUCAGAUUAUAUACACCACUCCAUACUAUAUUGUGUAGUAUAUUAUGUACUUUCAAUGAGUCUAUUAGAGAAGACGUCCUACUUCGAUUGUUUGUAAAUUGUUUACACAAGUUGUGGCAAGCUGAACUCUGUUAUGCUAAUAACCUAAACGCAUGAUCGGAUUUGGUACGGCCAAACUAUCAGAUGCGGUCUCGUACCAUAUUCGAUGGUAGGUCGCAUUGUCCACCGCACAAAAUUAUUAUUAUUACCAUCCAGAUCGUACCGAGUACGACACCGAACCGUCCGAUGGUUCAAUGUCAAAUAUACUUUAUUCAAUUAGGCUUAAACUAAGCGCUUUUGAAUCGCCACUACAAAUAUUUCUUUUAAAUUACUGAAUUUACCAUAUGAUGUUCGUAAAAAGUUGAUCUCGUAAGAAGAACAUACAACAAACUCAACAGCCACUCUUUUCAAUCAAAAAGAGUAUUUUACAAUGGCUGUAUUAUGAAUAACAAAUUAGUUUGUAAGGUGCUGCAUCUAACAUACGAGUCGUGUUUAAAUAAUAUAAAUUAUUUCAUAAAAAGUAUAAGAAUUCGCUGUAAAAAUAUAAACUAUCGUUUUGUGGAUGCAUCAACCUUUAGAGCUUGAAUUCAUUGUUUGUGUGACUUGUGAGGAUGAUUUGUGAACAUGAUGGUCGUGAUUACUGUCACAAUUAGUAAUUGCAUCCAACAAAUACAAUGAUUUAUUAACUAUAACAGGACGACCUGGCAUUAUAUUCGACCAUGUGUUUAGGGUAUUAGCGUUUGUAGCGCUGAGUUGACCUAGCCAUAAUUUACAGAACUUUAAGAAAAGCGUAAGCGCCAUGCAAUCCACGGCACUUUCAACCUUUAGGGCACGAGAAUACUGUACGUUUGAGUGUUUAGUUUAAAUUUUUGACAAAACGGAUAAUGGCUUUGCAAACAGCUUCUCUCUAUGCGUUUCGGCCACCUGAAAUCUUGAAAAUCAGAUUAUUUGUAUAUAGCCUCCCUAGAUAAACUAGGGAUUCUUCUGGAUAUAUUUUCUAUUCUGUUAGAAUAAUUGAACGCUUAAUCUAAUAAUCAGAACCUAAGUUUAGCUAAACCAAAAAAUUUACAACCGUUAUGCUGUAAAAACUACACGUUAUUGUUUAUAAAUAAGUUUUUAUAGAUUAAGAAUAAGAUUAUAUGAUUGUUAAUUUAUUGCAAAUAAUAUGAUGUGAUACUUUGUUUAAAAUACAUGUAUAAUAUAUAACAGUUGAA
Molecule: messenger RNA, 3574 nt
Organism: Leptidea sinapis
Lineage: Eukaryota; Metazoa; Arthropoda; Insecta; Lepidoptera; Pieridae
Gene: Ucp4A
Product: mitochondrial uncoupling protein 4
Exons: 7
Coding region: 247-1197 (316 amino acids)
Biological process (GO): response to cold
Source: RefSeq, a predicted model, not a curated record